CCCUUAAAGUGAGACUCUCCUCCGCCCCUCCAGACUUCCAACCUCAUUGAGCCUUUCUCCCAUCUUUCCUCCUUGUUCUUCUCUCCACCUUUCGCUUUUCUUUAUCCAAGCGAGAGGCGGAGCCGACGCGCAGAAGCCUCACGCAAUCGCCGUAGCUCAGGGGGUCUCAGUUUGCAAGAAAUGAUGGCUGAUCAGCCUCAUCACCCAACUGUCCUCCAGAAGGUGGCUGGGCAGUUUCAACUUGGUUCAAGCCUUUCUCAAGAUGUUCAGGCUCGCAAUGGCAGUUUUUAUAGGCCUUCAAUGUACCAGAGACGCUUUGCUUAUGGAAAUUAUAGCAAUGGUGGACUACAGUACUCACUGACACAGCCAUGCAGCAGCAGUAGCAGUUGUGAUCUGUCCAUGGUUGCCCCAGCUGCUUCACCUAUCUUUGUCCAAGCACCAAAAGAGAAAGGAUUCACCAACUUUGCCAUUGAUUUCCUUAUGGGUGGGGUUUCCGCUGCUGUAUCUAAAACGGCUGCUGCUCCCAUUGAGCGUGUGAAGCUUUUGAUCCAGAACCAGGAUGAGAUGAUCAAGGCUGGCCGUCUCUCUGAGCCUUACAAGGGUAUUACAGACUGCUUCAAGCGAACAAUCAGUGAUGAAGGGAUUGCGUCAUUGUGGAGGGGCAACACUGCUAAUGUCAUCCGUUACUUCCCCACUCAGGCAUUGAACUUUGCUUUUAAAGACUACUUCAAGAGGUUGUUCAGCUUCAAGAAAGACAGGGAUGGCUACUGGAAAUGGUUUGCUGGCAACUUGGCAUCGGGUGGUGCUGCUGGUGCCUCCUCCCUCCUAUUUGUUUAUUCCUUAGACUAUGCUAGAACCCGGUUGGCAAAUGAUGCGAAGGCAGCAAAGAAGGGUGGGGAGAGGCAGUUCAAUGGCUUGGUUGAUGUUUAUAGGAAGACACUCAAAUCCGAUGGUGUUGCUGGUCUUUACCGUGGUUUCAACAUCUCUUGUGUUGGGAUCAUUGUUUAUCGUGGUCUCUACUUCGGACUGUACGAUUCAUUGAAGCCAGUGGUUCUGACUGGAAACUUACAGGAUAGUUUCUUUGCUAGUUUUGCAUUGGGUUGGCUCAUCACAAAUGGUGCUGGCCUUGCCUCGUACCCAAUUGACACUGUUCGGAGAAGAAUGAUGAUGACUUCCGGUGAAGCUGUGAAGUACAAGAGCUCUUUGGAUGCCUUCUCUCAGAUUCUUAAGAAUGAGGGGGCCAAGUCAUUGUUCAAGGGAGCAGGAGCAAACAUUCUCCGUGCAGUUGCUGGUGCUGGUGUGCUUGCAGGUUAUGACAAGCUUCAGCUGAUCGUUUUUGGAAAGAAGUACGGGUCUGGUGGCGCCUAACUGGUGGUGGUAUCCUAUCCAAUUAGUUCUGUUAGCAGUAGAUGGUGAUGAAAACUUGAAAGAGUUAUACUGAGAAUUUAUCCGGGCGAUUUUCUUUUUUAUCUUUCCAAUAAUUUAGUUUCAAACGUCAGAUUUAAAGGGAGUUUCUCCCGGAAACUUGUUUACAAUUUUUUUGGAUGGAAUUUUGUUUUCCAGAAACUUCAUUUUAUUAGCGGUUGCAAGUGCCAACUGCGAGGGGAUUGCUUCCCGUAAUUAGGGUUACUGUGUUAAUUCUAUUAGUCAUUAAUACUAGAUCUAGUUUCUUGUUAUGCUUGAU
Molecule: messenger RNA, 1684 nt
Organism: Nelumbo nucifera (sacred lotus)
Lineage: Eukaryota; Viridiplantae; Streptophyta; Magnoliopsida; Proteales; Nelumbonaceae
Product: ADP/ATP translocase 1, mitochondrial-like
Biological process (GO): mitochondrial ATP transmembrane transport; mitochondrial ADP transmembrane transport
Cellular component (GO): mitochondrial inner membrane
Molecular function (GO): ATP:ADP antiporter activity
Source: RefSeq, a predicted model, not a curated record